CCGCCUGUAACACACACGUGGCAAGCUGCUUGUUCUUUCUGAGAUAUUCGAAGAAAAGACCCCUAAACAUGGCUGAGAACGCUCCAAACAACAGUGGCAGCAGAUUGGACAACGAAACUCUGUCUAUACUUCAAACCAAAUGGUCUAGCAAUCUUAUCUCAGCCAUCUAUGUCAUUGUGACCCUGGUCAACCUCUGUGGAAACGGCCUUUCACUGUGGCUGCUGUUGGCCCGCACCUCGCCAAAGACCCCUUCCAUCAUAUUCAUGAUCAACCUUACUAUCACUGACCUCGCCCUGGGCUUAAUGCUUCCCUUCCAGAUCAUAUACCAAAUGCAAGGCUACAACUGGACCCUGGGCUCAAGCAUGUGCAACAUACUCACUGUAGUCUUCUUUGCUAACAUGUAUUGUUCCAUUUUGACAAUGACUGCUAUAAGCGUCGACCGCUACAUGGGCAUAGUGAAGGUUAUGCGCUUCAGGGAGCUCAAGCAUAACAUCAAGUAUGCAAUUUGUACUUGCAUGGUCAUGUGGGCCAUAGUCCUAGCCAUUCUCAGCCCACUCGAGACCACAGAUCUGACGUUUUAUGUUAAGGAGCUCAACAUCACCACCUGCUUUGAUGUUUUGAAGAAGGACAUGCUCCCAACAACCACACACUGGGCUGCCUUCCUGUUUGCAUUGUUUGUCGUGCUGUUUCUCUGCCCCUUCAUCAUAACAGUGUACAGCUACAUCAGGAUCAUCUGCGCUCUGGUCAACAGCUCCAAGAACAUCCAGAAAGGCCGCGCCGUGCGGCUGGCAUUCACCGUCUUGUUCGUCUUUGUCGUCUGUUUUGCACCGAACAACAUCUUGCUCCUGGCUCACUCAGUCACCAAGCUUUACUUUGACAAAUCUCUCUACAUGUACUACAAGCUGUCCCUGUCACUUAGCUGCAUCAACAGCUGUCUGGAUCCAUUCAUUUACUAUUUCGCCUCAAAGGAGUUCCGUCGAAAGAUGAGACAGAUGUUGAGGCUGCCAAGCCUCAGCACACUGGAUAAUGAAAUGACUGAUGGCCACAGAGAGAGCUUGUUCUCGGCUCGUACUGUUUCUAACGGUAACGCUGAGGAUGGAAACCUAGAGAACCGCACUACUCCGGGUGAGGAAAGCUUCUAGUUUAGAGUCCAAGGCCAUUUUUUUAACAUGUGAAUUUGCACUUGUUUCGUUAUGUGGUCUCAUGUUUUUGUUUUGUUUUGACUGUCCUCAGCAGUUAAGGGGAAGCUGGCCUGCUCAUGUGACAUUUCAAAACAAAUGCCAUGAUAUCAAUGUCGCUGUUUUCUUACUCUUCGUGUAGACAUUAUUUACAAACCUUCACAUUAAAUAUUUAAGCUUUUUGGAGCUGUUUUCAUGUAGCAUGUGAAUAUUUAUUCUGUGAUUUGCUGGGAUCACUCUAUACAAAUGUAACUGGCCAUGCUUCCCCACACUGAUUUCUUUAAAAAUAUAUAUUUUGCAGCAAAAUUUAUUAAAAUCUUUAUUUGGCAGCUAUCUAAGUUUUGCUAUUAAAUUAUAAAUAAAUUAUACAUAAAUUAUAAAUAUACUAUCCUGUAAAAAGUGUCCAUUUACCAAAUGUAACCAUUAUUUAGGGGUUUAUAUAGUAGCUCUUACCAAAGCAUUCAGGUUUAUUAAUUGUGUUUUCUUGCUUUAUUUAGUUAUUUUAUGUAAGCUUGUUACUGUAUCUCAAAUGUUUUUUCUGAUGAUUUUUUUUUUAUAUUCCAGUGUCAUAGAAAUCCCCUGUAACAUGUUUUCACAAUAAAUCCU
Molecule: messenger RNA, 1784 nt
Organism: Colossoma macropomum (tambaqui)
Lineage: Eukaryota; Metazoa; Chordata; Actinopteri; Characiformes; Serrasalmidae
Gene: p2ry8
Product: P2Y receptor family member 8
Exons: 2
Coding region: 69-1142 (357 amino acids)
Biological process (GO): thrombin-activated receptor signaling pathway; blood coagulation; phospholipase C-activating G protein-coupled receptor signaling pathway
Cellular component (GO): membrane
Molecular function (GO): thrombin-activated receptor activity
Source: RefSeq, a predicted model, not a curated record